UUCUUUGAGAGACGUAUCUCAAGUCCAGUCCAUUAAAAUGUAAUGCCUACUCAUCGUAUUCUUAAUGCCUAUUUACAUUAUACUUCAUGCUUACUUACCGUAUUCUUAAUGUCUACUUACAUCAUUCUUAAUGCUUACUUACAAUAUUUUAAAAAAUAUAUAAAGAGACUGUCUCUCACAAAAAUUUGUGAUUUUUUUUAGUCCGUCCUCAUAGAAUUUGCCAUAAUUCUAUUUUCAGUUAUGACUCACUCUUUAAUUUCAAUCUACACAUUUAACUUAUAUUUUCAUCACGUUUAGACAUUCCUUCACUUUCUUGUAAAGCACACCUUUCUACCCUACCAAUCCAAAGAACCAAUGUUAUACUCUGUUGCAAUUCCUACGGAACAGAAGAAAAUAGUACAAUUUUCAAAAGAAGACAUAUAGAGAGCAGGGGUGAAACAAAGAUUUUUAAAGCCCUAAUUAUUUUAGUGAUGUCUUUUAAAAUGAGGCCUUUCAAUAUAUUUAAAGAUAAAAAUUUUACCACUUUCAAGGAAAAUAAUUCAAAAUAAAAUGUAUUGUAACAUUAUAUACUUUAAUAUAAAAAACGGUUUACAAACAAAUCACUUAAAAGGUGUUGCUUAGAGCCGAACUUGAAUAGAACCACUUAAUAUUUAAGGCCCCUUAUUUCUUAGGGCCCUAGGUGGUCGGCUACCGUGAACCGGCCCUGGUUGAGACUUGAGAGUAAGCAUGUAAAGGAAUAUUGUAUGCCUAUGCAUAAGAAAGUAGGCUAAUAGCAGCAAAAGACAUAACAAAGCAACUUAAAACUUAAGAAAGCAAAAGAGGAAUGAUUCCUUAUUCUUUUCAGAGGAAUUCUGAAUGGAAGACCUUUAAGAUGCCCUUUUCAACCUUGCAUAUAAAAGGGAAGAGUUGUCUUGUUCCUACACAAGAUCACAUCCAUUGGAAUAGCUAUUACACCUCUUCAAUAUUGAAAAGGCUAAGCUAAACAAAAACCAAAACCAAUGGCAACCAACACCAAGACUUCUACCAUUUCGGCACCCCCCUCCAUCGAGUUUGAACCUUAUUGUGAAUGGCGGAAAGAGCAAGAACCCGCGACCUUAGUAUUCCGUCUCCCAGGUUUCAAGAAAGAUCAACUAAGAGUUCAAGUGAAUAACAAUGGAGUUCUAAAAGUAAGUGGAGAGAUGCAAGUAACUGAAGGAGGAAAAACAAAAACUAAAAAGUUUCACAAAGAAUCAAAGAUACCAGAUGGCUGUGACAUCAAUGACAUUCGAGCAAAAUUCACUAACAACGAACUUCAUGUGACGAUGCCGAAGAAAAUCACUCCCCAAAUUGCGCAGGAGAAAAAACUAGAAACAAAAGGAGCACAUAUUCCCCAAACCGAGCACGAGAAAAAACUAGAAACAAAAGGAGCACAUACUUCCCAAACCGAGCAGGAGAAAAAACUAGAAACGAAAGGAGCACAUACUCGUUCUGAUGAUCAGCCGAAGGACGACCACAUUUUUGGGUUAGGAAGCUCCCUAAAAAGGUUGCAAGCACAGAAGAAGGUGUCCCUGAGUAUUGGAGUUGCAGUUGCAGUGAUUGCCGCUAUUGGAGCUUAUGCGGCUUAUAAUUAUGGAUCUUGCCCUUCUUCUUCUUCUUCACAAAUUGAGAAGUAAGGCCUAGCUUGAUCUUGAUUAUGUGUACAGAUAAAUUCAUGACGAAAUGUCUGAAGAAAUGAAUAGCGUAAUCGAUUCUUGAUCAAUUUGUACAACUUACAUGCAUGACAAACAUGCCUUAAGAAAUGAAUGAAUAUUGCUUUCAUUGUUUUUAUGAAAA
Molecule: messenger RNA, 1812 nt
Organism: Amaranthus tricolor (Joseph's coat)
Lineage: Eukaryota; Viridiplantae; Streptophyta; Magnoliopsida; Caryophyllales; Amaranthaceae
Product: 17.6 kDa class I heat shock protein 2-like
Exons: 2
Coding region: 999-1652 (217 amino acids)
Source: RefSeq, a predicted model, not a curated record